Messenger RNA from Hordeum vulgare subsp. vulgare (domesticated barley), 2091 nucleotides. RefSeq names its product DNA-directed RNA polymerase III subunit rpc3. Bases 112 to 1626 code for a protein of 504 amino acids. Lineage: Eukaryota; Viridiplantae; Streptophyta; Magnoliopsida; Poales; Poaceae. The transcript is spliced from 14 exons. The record is from RefSeq and is a predicted model, not a curated record. Gene Ontology annotation, biological process: DNA-templated transcription. Gene Ontology annotation, cellular component: RNA polymerase III complex. Gene Ontology annotation, molecular function: single-stranded DNA binding.
AGGAUCGCGUGCAGUGCAGUACAGUCUCGUCUCGCGCAGCGCCGAGCCGAGCCGAGGCCACCGCCGCAACACGCAUCCCAAAAAUCCCGAGCCUCCUCGCCGCCGGCGGCCAUGGUGUCGCAGCACGGCAUCCUCCUCGCCACGGGCCUCAUAUCCGACCACUUCGGCCCCCUCGUAGCAAAGGUGUGCGACUGCCUCCUCCGCCAGGGGGCGCUGCAGCUGCAGGAGAUUGUGCGCCGUCUCAACCUCCCGCCCGGGCAGGUGAAGAACUCUCUCCUCGUCCUCAUCCAGCACAACUGCGUUCAGGCCUUCUCGUCGCCCAGCCCCAGAGGCGAUAGGACCAUGACGCUCUACUUGACCAUCUUCAACAAUGUCCUGCACCGGCUGCGCUUCUCAAAGUUUAUCUCUGUUAUCCGUGCGGACAUUCCAGAGUCGGAAGCUCUUAUUGAGGGAUUGCUUCAGAAUGGUAGGCUAACAUUUGACCAACUUGUGGGACGCACAAUCUCUAAAGUGCCAGAAGGCACCAUCCGACCAGCAAGGGAAGAAAUACGAAUGAACUUCAACAGGCUUGUGUCUGCACGUUAUGUGGAACGUUGCCCAAAAGCUGAACCCCAUUUCAAUCCACAGGAAGAUGAACAAUCUACAACUGCAAGGAAAAGAGCUCCUAAAACUGCCGAGGAGGUUCUUUCACUUGAGCAAAAAGUUGUCAAUACUGCAACCCUUUCUGACCCAGAAAGGUUUUCUGAGAUCCCAUACAGCAUGGAGGAUGCAUCAAAAACAAAUGACCGUCCUCAUAAUGUUGUUGCGGGUGCUAAGCGGAAACAUGGAGCCUUUGAGGUAGAUGAAGAGCUCAACUCAACAAUUGCAGAGAAUGAAGUACUUUGGCGGGUAAAUUUUGAGAAAUUUAUAUUCUGUCUAAAGAAGAAGUUUUGUGCAGACCGAAAGAAGCCAAAGCUGAAGGUUGGCACACAUCCUAUCUGGGAGUCAUUUUUUGAAGCUAACUUAACUGACAAAGAUACAAACUCUGUGACAUCAUCAAUAGGCGGUAUUUUGGAGAAACUAGGACAAAAGGAAGGAGGUGCAGCAAUGUCAAUUGGUCAGAUACAACCAGUUCUGGAGGAUUUACAGUGUACUACUUCCACUGGGGAAGAAUUUACUUUUGAUUUACACAAAAUGAUUGAAGCAUGUAGAAAUGAGGAGAUAGAGUCGCUUGUGAAAAAGAAAUAUGGGCAAGAAGCUUUUACAAUCUUUAGGCUAUUGGUCACCCAAGGUUGUGCAGUUGAGACAGAUCAAAUUAUUGACACAACAAUUCUUGACAAGCAGAUUGUUCAUUCAACUUUGUACAAACUAUGGAACGACGGCUACAUAGAUACAGAGAAAAUCGCUUCCGCAGCAGGAACAGGGUACGCGCAGUUUUUUGUAUGGAGAGCCAAAAAUACAUUUCGUGAGCAAUUUGUCGAUAAUCUCUACCAUGCUGCUUUGAACUUGCGCCAGAUGGUGAAUUACAUUGCUGAACUUCUACUCGAGGGCUCGAAGGACGAAACAAAGCUGCGGAACAGAAAGAACAUUUUGAUCCUAGCCCUCACUAGACAUGAUGACUCUCUCUUGCUGUUCUGUGAUUUUUGAAAACACUGAAGCCUGUGUUAGUCUACCAUAAAUGUAAAAAGGAAUCCAGACUGUGAAGUUGGAUAACUGAAUAUCGAAUACUAUAUCUAUACCUGGGCAUCUCCGGCCUGGCCCGGCCUCAAAAUCCAGGGCCUAGGCCCUAUGGGCUUGCCUGUGGGCCGGGCUUGGGCUUGAGUUUUGAGCCCACCGGCAGGGCCGGGCCAGGCUUGGACUUGACAUAUUGGGAUUUUAAGGAAGAGGCUCAGCCCACGGCCCCAAGCCCGACGGGCUUUUCAACAGAUGGGCCGGGAUAGGGCUUCAAAGUAGGCCCGAUGGCAGGGCCUGGGCCAGACCUGGGCUUCAGUUUUUUGUCGUGGGCUUUUUAGGGCCCGGCCCAUGGCCAGAUAUAACUAUAUCUUAGCAGAUUUGACAUAUGAGAACUUUGUUUGUGCGGCGCGUGUUGGUAUCUUUUUCUUUGUUAUGGCA